Molecule: messenger RNA, 411 nt
Organism: Penaeus indicus
Lineage: Eukaryota; Metazoa; Arthropoda; Malacostraca; Decapoda; Penaeidae
Product: shematrin-like protein 1
Exons: 2
Coding region: 1-411 (136 amino acids)
Source: RefSeq, a predicted model, not a curated record
AUGCAGGUUCUAGUUCUGUUGGCUGCCGCAGUGGUAGCAGAGCAGAAGAGGGAAGCUGAACCUCAUUACGGAUAUGCUGGACACUAUGGCUAUCCUUACCGUGCUUAUGGUUAUGGCUAUGGCGUCCCUGGAGGUCAUGUGCAUGUUCACGCUCUAGCUAAACGUGAAGCCAAUCCCGAAGCUGAACCACAUUACUACGGAGGCUACGGUUAUCCAUACGGACACCUCUACGCCCCACACGCCCACUCCUACGUCCACACCCAUGGCAUCGGCAAGAGGGAAGCUGAGGCCGAACCAGAGCCUCACUAUGGAGGGUAUGGCUAUGGCCCUUACCGUCCCAAUGGUUAUGGCCUCUACCGCCCAUUUGGCUACGGUCUUUACGGACCUUUUGGCUAUGGAUAUUAUGGAUGA